AUGGAGUUUGUGCGGGCGCUGUGGCUCGGCCUGGCCCUGGCGCUGGGGCCUGGGCCCGCCGGCGGGCACCCGCACCCGUGCGGCGUCCCGGCGCGCCUGGGAGGCUCGGUGCGCCUGGGCGCCCUCCUGCCCCGCGCGCCCGCCGCCCGCGCCCGCGCCGCCCUGGCCCGGGCCGCCCUGGCGCCGCGGCUGCCGCACAACCUGAGCCUGGAGCUGGUGGCCGCCGCGCCCCCCGCCCGCGACCCCGCCUCGCUGGCCCGCGGCCUGUGCCGGGCGCUGGCGGCCCCGGGCGUGGCGGCCGUGCUCGCCUUCCCCGAGGCGCGGCCCGAGCGGCUGCAGCUGCACUUCCUGGCGGCCGCCACGGAGACCCCCGUGCUCAGCGUGCUGCGGCGGGGGGCGCGCGCGCCCCUCGGCUCCCCGGGACGCAACCUCUUCCACCUGCAGCUGGACUGGGCCAGCCCCUUGGAGACGCUGCUGGAAGUGCUGGUGUCCGUGCUGCAGGCGCACACCUGGGAGGACGUCGGCUUGGUGCUCUGCCGCGUGCGGGACCCUGGCGGCCUGGUGGCCCUCUGGACAAGCCAUGCAGGCCGGGCCCUGAAGCUCGUGUUGCACCUGAGCCGGCCGGACCCGGGCGAUGCAGGGCUGCGGGCCUGCCUGGCCCCACUGGGGGCGCCCACGGAGGCGACAGGCCCAGUGCCCGUGGCAGUCCUCCUGGGCUGUGACACGGCCCGUGCGCGGCAGGUGCUACAGGCUGCACCCCCCGGGCCCCACUGGCUGCUGGGCACACCGCUGCCCGCCGAGGCACUGCCCGCCGAGGGCCUGCCGCCCAGGCUGCUGGCGCUGGGCGAGGUCGCUCGGCCCCCGCUGGAGGCCGCCAUCCAUGACGCGGUGGAACUAGUGGCCCGCGCACUGGGCAGCGCAGCCCGCGUGCAGCUGGAGCGCGCCCUGCUCCCCUCGACGGUCGACUGCAAUGACCUGCCGCCAACCAGGCCCAAGUCCUCGGGCCGCCUGUUGGCACGGUUCCUGGCCAACACGUCCUUCCAGGGCCGCACGGGGCCGGUGUGGGUGACGGGCUCCGCGCAGGUGCGCAUCUCCCGGCGCUUCCGUGUGUGGAGCCUCCGCCGGGACCCGCGGGGCGCCCCGGCCUGGACCACGCUGGGCCGCUGGAGGGCCGGGUGGCUGGCGUCGGAGGCCUGGGGCGUGGCCGGGGGGCCCCCACCCCCGCCGGGUGCCCGCGCGCGGCCCAGGCUGCGCGUGGUGACGCUGGUGGAGCACCCGUUCGUGUUCUCCCGCGAGGCGGACGAGGACGGGCGGUGCCCGGCGGGGGGCUGUGCCUGGCGGCUGUGCCUGGCGCCCGGCGCCAACGACUCGGCCGCCCUGGACGCGCUCUUCGCCGCCCUGGCCGACGGCUCGGCGCUGCGCGUGCUGCGCAGGUGCUGCUACGGCUACUGCAUGGACCUGCUGGAGCGCCUGGCGGAGGACGUGCCCUUCGACUUCGAGCUGUACAUCGUGGGCGACGGCAAGUACGGCGCGCUGCGCCACGGCCGCUGGACCGGCCUGGUGGGCGACCUGCUGACCGGCCGGGCGCACAUGGCCGUCACCAGCUUCAGCAUCAACUCGGCCCGCUCGCGGGUGGUGGACUUCACCAGCCCCUUCUUCUCCACCAGCCUGGGCAUCCUGGUGCGCGCGCGGGACGCGGCGUCGCCCAUCGGCGCCUUCACGUGGCCGCUGCACUGGUGCAUGUGGCUGGGCGUCUUCGCGGCGCUGCACCUCACGGCGCUCUUCCUCACCGUCUCCGAGUGGCGCGGCCGCGACUGGGCCACGGUGUUCUCCUACUCCUCCGCCCUCAACCUCUGCUACGCCAUGCUCUUCGGCCGCACGGUGUCCAGCAAGACGCCCAAGUGCCCCACGGGCCGCCUCCUUGUGAACCUGCGGACCAUCUUCUGUCUGCUCGUCCUGUCCAGCUACACCGCCAACCUGGCUGCCGUCAUGGUUGGCGACAAGACGUUUGAGGAGCUGUUGGGAAUCCACGACCCCAAGCUGCACCACCCGUCCCAGAGCUUCCGCUUCGGCACCGUGUGGGAGAGCAGCGCCGAGGCCUACAUCAAGACGAGCUUCCUGGAGAUGGACGCGCCCAUGCGGCGCCACAGCGCGCCCACCACGCCCCACGGCGUCGCCAUGCUCACAUCGCUCCUGGACGACGAGGUGUCCAUCCACGCCGACUGCAGACUGCUCACCGUGGGCAAGCCUUUCGUCAUCGAGGGCUAUGGCAUCGGACUCCCCCGGAAUUCGCCGCUCACCUCCAACCUGUCCGAGUUCAUCAGCCGCUACAAGUCCUCCGGCUUCAUCGACCUGCUGCACGACAAGUGGUACAAGAUGGUGCCUUGCGGGAAGAGGGUCUUCGCCGUUACAGAGACCCUCCAGAUGGGCAUCUACCACUUCUCGGGGCUCUUCGUGCUGCUGUGCCUGGGCCUGGGCAGUUCUCUGCUCAGCUCACUCGGGGAGCACGUCUUCUACCGCCUGGCGCUGCCGCGCAUCCGAAGGGGCAACAAGCUGCAGUACUGGCUGCACACGAGUCAGAGGAUCCACCGCGCCCUCAACACCGAGCCACCCGAGGAACAGGAAGAGCCCGAGCCAAGGAGUCCCGAAGAGCCGCCGCAGGACACGCCGGCCGCACCCGCGGGCCCACGGCGCUGGACACGGUUGCGCUGGGCAGCGGUGAGGGGGCGUCGCGUGCGCUUCCUGCUGGAGCCGGCCGUGGCUGCCGCCGCCCCGGACGCGGACGGGACGCGGCCCCGGCCGUCCGCCCACCGAGCCGCUCUCGGGUGCCCCGGGGAGCUGGAGGAGCUGGAGCGGCGCAUCGCGGGUGUGUGCGCGCAGCUCCGGCGGGCGCUGGUGCGGCGCGCGGAGCUCCUGUUCCAGCUCGGGGACGGCGCCCGCGACCCGCCGCGCAGCGGGCUCCAGGCCCACGAGGAGGCCCCCAGGGCCGCCCGGUGACGCGGGACCAGGCCCUCCGCCCCCUGCUGCGCGGGCUCCGCCGGGCCACACGGCGGCCCCGGCCCUCCCCGCACACAGAGCCGGCCGGCCGCUGUCC
Hippopotamus amphibius kiboko is the source of this 3094-nucleotide messenger RNA. It is a transcript of the gene GRIN3B, whose product is annotated as glutamate ionotropic receptor NMDA type subunit 3B. Gene Ontology annotation, molecular function: NMDA glutamate receptor activity; transmitter-gated monoatomic ion channel activity involved in regulation of postsynaptic membrane potential. Gene Ontology annotation, biological process: synaptic transmission, glutamatergic; ionotropic glutamate receptor signaling pathway; modulation of chemical synaptic transmission. Gene Ontology annotation, cellular component: postsynaptic membrane; plasma membrane. The record is from RefSeq and is a predicted model, not a curated record. Lineage: Eukaryota; Metazoa; Chordata; Mammalia; Artiodactyla; Hippopotamidae.